Messenger RNA from Mercenaria mercenaria, 5700 nucleotides. Its product is annotated as breakpoint cluster region protein-like. Gene Ontology annotation, cellular component: membrane. Gene Ontology annotation, molecular function: guanyl-nucleotide exchange factor activity; GTPase activator activity. The record is from RefSeq and is a predicted model, not a curated record. The transcript has 21 exons. Gene Ontology annotation, biological process: signal transduction; positive regulation of GTPase activity. Bases 149 to 4633 code for a protein of 1494 amino acids. Lineage: Eukaryota; Metazoa; Mollusca; Bivalvia; Venerida; Veneridae.
CGAUAAUUGACCAAUAGGGACUGAUCCGCCAUGAGACGUAAACUUGAGGAAGUGUGUUCAAUCUAUUUUCAUUGUGAAAAAACAAGGUAAAUUUAGCUAUUCAUUUAAGACUGUUAAGUGAAAAGUGUACACAUAUAGUUUUCCCAACAUGGAGGAAACAAAAAGCGCAUGGAAAGAUAAAUUUUCGAGUAAUUUACCACCAGAAUUCAUUUCACGAUUGGAAUGUGAAUUAUCGAAGUGCGAGAAUGACCCUGGGGCUGGGGAUCAUACUCAUGCGUUGUCAUGUGCUAUGGAUAUAACAAAAUCGAGGAUAAGGGAAUUAAACAAACAGUUAAGAAAUGAGGAGUUCUUCUAUGAAGUUAUUUCUUCAGUUGUCAGUGCGAGAAAACGUUCACAACGGAAUGCUGAUAGUGACAAAGUUGACGUUUCAGCAAUGUAUGCAAAAGUAAACAAACCAACCAAACUGAAAAUAGAUGACUCACCUGUGUUAAAUCAUGCUAAAAGUAUGAGUGAUCAGGCCGAGAAAAAUUCAAAUCACGAACGUUUGCUUAGCCAAACUAGUCAUACUUACGAAGAAAUUGGAUUUCAAAAUUCUGAAAUUCCUGACACCAAAGUAGAAGAAAAGGCUGGUGGGGUGGUAAAAAAGAAGUUACGUGCCUCUGUAAAGGAUAAAAUUAAAAUGUUUGAACGUAGUGACUCUUCAUCAGGUGAAGACAAUAUUAAUUCCCCAGAAGGUGAUUAUGCCCGUCUUGUUAUUAAACCUUCUGUGUCGCCAAAACCUUCCCCAGCUUCAAGACGCAGACCUCGAGCAAAUGAGUAUGAGGAAAUAAGUCUUCCUUGUUUUGCUUCUAAUAAAAAGCCUGACGAUCCAAGCAAUUCAAAAAUUCAGUGUCCACAAAUGACACCAAAUAUUGAUAAACCAGAUAAAACGUAUGCAGAAAUAGAAAGUUUACAUGAUUCAUCUAGUAAACAGGAAGGAUACGCUUCCCUGAGCGAUCAACCACUUGAAAAUAAAUCAUUUACUACUCAACAUCAAAAAAGACCUGCACCUCCAGUACCGUCUAGAAAAAGUCGUGGUAAGGACACUGAUAAAUCAGAUAAUGACGUUCUAAAAAAUACAGAAGCUUCAACCUUGAAGUAUAGCGAUCAUGAACCUCAGUUGUCAUCGAGUUUGAAACACAAACAAAUAAAUGAGGAUACAAAAAAUCAUAAUGACGCAUCUGAUAAGUUAUGCGGCAAGAUCGAUGGUAGUAUAGAAGGUGAUUACUGUUCCAUAAAGAGUGUAAAUACAGAUAACAAACAUGUAACUCUUGUGCAGGUCACAAGUGCUAAUGGCAGUGGAAAGAAUACAGGUAAUAAGAAUUUCUCAGUUUUAAGUAUCAGUGGAUCAGAAAGAGAAUUAUCAAGGUCAACUGAAGAUUUACGGAAUAAUAAAACAGGAAAACUGAGACGGUCUUCAAGUAAAUCUUUUGAUGAUAUUAAUCAGGAAGGACAUUAUGCAGAAGUAGAAUAUUCAAGUAUUAAUCCAGUUUCAGGUGACAGUUCAUCAAGUGACAAAAAAAUGAAAAAACUGUUUGGUCUUAAAAAUGGCAGUGAUUUGGAAACGGAUCCAGAUAAUGACUCAAAAGAACAAAUUGUAGGUAAGCAAUAUAAAUCACUUUCAAACAGUAGUGGCUCGGAGGAGGAGGACUUAAUGAGUACAGUUGUUGUAAAUUUUGAAAAUACUGAAGACCAGAAAAAAGAGUCCUCUGAAAAUAAAGUUUUGACGUCAAAAGACAAAAGGAGAGGAGUACCGGACUAUGAAAAGUGGACUUUCCAGACAUUGCUGACAUCAACAGGCAUAAGUGUUGCUGAAAAUGGGAAUUUGACAGACACGGGUAGUGAUGAUGAGACUCCGUAUGACAAUAUAGAUAAUGUGGUUGAUAAACACGAGGCUGUGUCGGGACAGAGUGAUGAUUCCGGGGUAUGUGAAUCAACAGAAAGUUCUUUGACACCUGAUGAUAAGGAAAAACUUUAUGAGGAAGUGUAUGAACCAAGAAAAAAAGAAACAGAUAAACAGAAUGCGUCCAGGUCACAAGCUUCGAGCAGCUCUGUUGGGUCACGCUUUUCCAGUGCUUCAUGUGUAACAGUGGAUGGUGAUGCUGUGUUUAUGCAGCGCAGUGAUAGUGUGGAGGGACAGCCAACCAUCCCAGAAGAUGAAGAUACUGUCAGUAUCUAUAGCAACGAUGACCUGGGUGAAAGGGCAGAAUUGGAAGAAGAAGUAGCAUUGAAGUACAAAAGCGAACAGCUACACAUGCGCCAUAUAGUGGUGAAAGGCAUUCUUGAGAGUGAAAAAUCUUACCUUCAUGUCAUAGAACAACUGGUCAAGGCCAAGCAUUACCUACAAAGUGUUUCGAUGUCGCAAGGCAGCCAAGCAAACAUAAUGUCCCUUGAAGACAUUACAACAAUAUUUUACAAGAUGGACGACUUUUUCCAGAUACACAAAGAAUUUGUUGAGGAGUUAACGGCAAAAGUGAAAGACUGGUCAGAUCUUCAGAGAAUUGCAGAGGCUGUCAAGCGGCUGGUGGUGUAUUUCAAAAUAUAUGAAGAGUAUGUGAACAACUAUCCCAAGGCUGUAGAGACAAUAAGAAAAUACCAGAAGAAUGAAGAGACCAGGCACCUGCUUGAGGCCGUGUUUAAGACACGUAUACGUUUAGGUAGUGUGACGAGUGUACAAUCUCAUGAACAGUUAGAAACUUAUAAAGAAGAGGCUUUGAAGCUCGAAGACGUUCUCCUGAAACCAGUUCAGAGAAUACAGACAAACCAUCUUGUGUUACAUGACUUGAUAAAGCACACACCAGAGAACCAUCCAGACUAUAAGGAUCUUAAAAAAGCAUUGAAACUAAGUGAAGAGAACUUGCGCAUGUGUAAUGCACAUCCUGGAAACCUCGGCAGUAACAAGAAUCAGGAAGCAAGGCAGUUGGUGAAGAGUGGAUUUCUCGUUGAGGUGUCACGAGAUAAGAAAGCCACCCGCCAAUUAAGAUACGUGUUCCUGUUUAGUGAUGUAAUUAUUUGCACUAAACACAAAGGAAGUUCAAAAUACAAAGACGUUUCUUUCAAAUAUGUCUGGUAUUUGCCUAUACCAGCAUUGAGCAUGCAUGUAAGGGGUGAUCAGAAAUACCAACCCAAGGAAAGCCUGGACGAUCUUAAGUGUAAGAUUGGAAGUCUGAAGGUGGAGCUGAGAGAGGAAAUGGUCCGGGCAGAUAGUACAAAGGAUAAAGCCUUUUCAAUAACGCAAAAACGAGCUGCUCGCAAUAUUGAAAAAUUGAAAAAGAAAAUCCAAGAGCAGGAGGCUACUCUGGUGGAAGCGUUGCCACGGUUACCUCUACACCUAGAGGUGGAGGGGUUCAGGCCCCAUACAUUCCUGUUCUCCACUGAUUAUGAGAGGGAAGAGUGGAGAGAAGCAUUAGAAUCACAGCAUAUCAAGUGUGAAGGUACGGUACCAGCCCAGUUAAGCAACCAUGAUAUAGAUGUUAUGAUCAAUACAACUAAGCUACACAUGCAGGUGAAUGGUAUAGGCACUGCACUCUUGAAGAAAGAUGAAGAAAUGUUAAAUGGAAGUUUAAAUGUGACAAUUCACAAAAUGCAAGGAUUAGAAAAACAUUGUGAUGUCUAUUGCUGUAUGGAGAUGGAUUCCUAUGGUCAUUUCUAUAAGAAGGCUCAGACGCGUGUCAGUCAGUUCACCACUGAUGCAUCAUGGAACCAGGACUUUGAACUUGACCUUGAUGGUUCCCAAACUUUAAGGAUAUUGUGUUACAGAAAACAGCCGGGCAAUGAAGAUGAUGUCAUAAUUGGGAAAUGUGCUCUUGAGUUAAGUCUGUCUUGGCUGAACUCGAAGUUUAAUGAGAAAACAAUAUCUAUGAAUGAGAUAUCUAUAACAAUUUCAAUUCGACACACCCCAGCCUCAAAAACACUGAAAAGGACACAGUCUAAAUUGAGAACUGGCAUAUUUGGAGUAAGAAUUGAAAAUGUCUUAAGACGAGAAAGCAAAACUGUGCCAUCCAUAGUGACUACAUGUGUUCAACAGGUGGAAUCCAGAGGUAUGGAUGAAGUCGGAAUAUACAGGGUGUCUGGUGUCACGUCUGAUGUGCAGCACUUUAAGAAACUGUUUGAUAAAAACGCGAUCGCUGCCAACGUGCAAGCAGAAGAAGCUGAUAUACAUGCUAUAACUGGGGUUCUCAAGCUGUAUUUCAGGGAGCUACCAGAACCAUUAUUUACUGAUGAUCACUACCAGUCUUUCAUACAAACUAUACAAUUACAAAAUGAAGAAGCAAAGGAAAAAUGUAUGUUGGAAUUGUUACACAGUCUUCCAGAAGCCAAUUACUACACCAUAGUCUUCAUGAUAGAGCACCUUGUACGAGUCGCCAAGAAGAGUCCGGUAAACAAAAUGUCUCAGAGCAACUUAGCGACAAUAUUCGGACCAACGUUGAUGCACCCUGCCAUGCAGGAUACGAACCCAGACCCCAUGGUUCAGAUGGCCCAAGCUGCUAAAGACGCUAGUGUUCAGAGCGAAGUUGUCUACUUCUUUAUUAAGUUGGCGGCAAGUGGCAAAAACAUUCGUAAAUCUGCUACGACAGAAAUAUCAUCAUUAUAACAUUAUUAUUCAGUUAGCGGCAAAUGGCAAAAGCGUUUGUUAAUCAGCCAAAACUGAAGGAUUGUCAUUAUGACUUAAAUAUUCAGUAUGCGGCAAGUGGCAGAAACGUGUAAAUUUUGCAAGAGUUGAAAAAACUCUUGAAAUAACAUCAUAACUCUUAAUAUUCAAUAAGUGGCCAGUGGCAGAAAACAUUGGUAAAUCCGCCACACCUAAAUCAUCUUCUGUAGCUACAAAAAGAUGAUUCAGCUAGUAAAUAUAUACAUUGAAGUCUGUGUUGUUAAUGAAAAGAAACUUGUUGAAAAAAUACAGGAGCUGUAAAUACAUUCAGUCAAGUGCGAUGUUACUUGCAGAUUUUGUUAUUCACUGUUGAUAUUUUUUUUGAAAGAUUUAUGUUCAUCUUGAUGUGCCUUAUAUCUUGGUACUGUGAAGACAACAUAGUGUGUUCAUUAGAUUUGUUUAACCACACACACACAAAGCAGAUGAACUGGAAAUUAUCAUUUGUGUGUAUGUAUGUAAUUUAUUUUUUAUAUAACCAUAUUGAUAAUGAAAGGAGUUAUAAUGGCAAAAUUACCGGUAAGUGUAUAAUGAAAUGUCAGGGGAGGCAACUCUUGUUAAAGACUUUAUUCAUUUUAUUUGCAUUUAAAUGCCUUUUUUGAACCUGAACUUUGUCUGUAAGAUUGAUAUAUGUAAAAACAAGGUUAAGUUUAUACCUGAUAGCGGUAAAAUGAAGAGAAAUAUUUAAUUUUGUAAACUGGUUUAAAUGAUAUGUGUUUUAAGUAUGAGAGGUUAAGAUUUCAUUUUGUUUGUGUUAUUCAGUUUGUUAUAUACAAAGAGAUAAACAACUGCUAAAGUAUGUUAGAUAGAUUAGGAGAUGUUUGACUCCAUUUCUUUUGAUUCUUUCAUUCUUGUGUCUUGGAUUUUAGCAUUUUUAUAGGAAAGACAUUUUUUCUGUUUUGCCAAAGCAUUUUAACUUAAUUGUUAAUGAUGCCACUAUUACAAGAAAUGGUAAAAUGGUGUGUUGUUUUCAUUUUGAAAAUAAAAUACAUUCAUACAAUAUAGAGCACAGA